Molecule: messenger RNA, 990 nt
Organism: Cyphomyrmex costatus
Lineage: Eukaryota; Metazoa; Arthropoda; Insecta; Hymenoptera; Formicidae
Exons: 4
Coding region: 1-990 (329 amino acids)
Source: RefSeq, a predicted model, not a curated record
AUGCCUUCGACCACGGAGGCAUCAACUAACAAUUCUAAUAAGGAGGUUGCACCCAAGGCACCUUCCGUCUUAGCGACCCACGCGUCAGGAUCAUUCGGCGGUCAACAAGUUAUACUCUACUGCAGUCUCACUACUUCCAAUCAGGUCGCUCAGAUUAAAUUACAAUCGCGAUUCUCAAUUCGUACCGGGAUCAUUGAUUGCAUCGUCGCUGAUCAAGUCACUGAUAAAAUCCCGGCGUUCUCUCUGAGACGGGACAAGUUCGAAUUUCCGCGCAACAUUCAUCUCGCUGAUCCGCGAUUCCACAUAUCGUCGGAGGUUGAUCUUUUACUAGGCGCGGAACUAUUUUGGGACUUAAUGUGCGUUGGUCAAAUUCAAUCGUCGGACAAGCAUCCAAUGCUACAGAAGACACAACUGGGCUGGAUUUUAGCCGGUCGUUUAGGCAAUACCGCGCCCGCUCCCGCAAAGAUUCAUUCACUUCACGCUUCUAUAACCAAUUCGGAAUUACAUGAACAAGUUUAUGGUCAAGAGAGGCUUCCGGUCAGGGAGCAGGUGCUAAGCAAUCUCGGCGAUUCACGCGAGAUAGCCAUCAAACGAUUGAAGGGCAUCGAGAAACGUUUCAAGCGCGAGCCCACUCUCAAGGUUCAAUAUGCGGCGUUUCUCGAGGAGUAUCUUUCGCUGGGGCACAUGCGGCGGUUAGAGCUGCCCAUAACCGACGAACCGAUAUCAUUUUACCUUCCGCACCAUUGCGUAUUCAAGACUGUUGGACAAUCCUCGAAAAUACGAAUAGUAUUUGAUGCCUCUUGCCGUAACAGCUCCGGCGUAUCUCUGAAUGAUGCGCUACUUGUGGGCCCGGUCGUUCAACAGGACUUGAUCUCAAUUUUGAUGCGCUUCCGUUUUUUCAUUUACUGGAAUAGGCCUAUUGGGGAAACCACUUUAAAAAAACGCGUCAACAAUAGUACCUCAGAGGUGAUGUGGAAAACUGUUGUUUAA